Molecule: messenger RNA, 1038 nt
Organism: Eremomyces bilateralis CBS 781.70
Lineage: Eukaryota; Fungi; Ascomycota; Dothideomycetes; Eremomycetales; Eremomycetaceae
Product: cyanate hydratase
Exons: 3
Coding region: 92-571 (159 amino acids)
Molecular function (GO): DNA binding; cyanate hydratase activity
Source: RefSeq, a predicted model, not a curated record
UCGUUUGUACAAAAAGGGCCUUCUCACCCCAGAAACAUUUGCUUUGCUGCCAUAUCAUUGAAUCGCUGUGACCGACCCCCCCUGAGCAACCAUGUCAGUCUCCGUCCUCGAGUCAUCGCUCGCUCCCCGCCUGCCAGAGUCCUCCGCGACUCUGUUCGAGGCCAAGCAAGCCAAGAAUCUCACGUUCGCAGAAAUCGGCAACGCCGUGGGCAGAGAUGAGGUUGCUGUUGCGGCUCUAUUCUACGGUCAGGCGAAGGCGUCCGCUGAAGACAUCGACGCCCUCUCUACGCUGCUGUCCGUCCCUAAAGAACCGCUUGCGAAGCAACUGGCCGGCUUUCCGGACCGUGGACGUAGUAUUGAGAUGCCGCCAAAGGAGCCGUUGAUCUAUCGACUUUAUGAGAUCGUGCAGAACUAUGGUCUGGCCUAUAAGGCGGUCCUGAAUGAGAAAUUCGGAGACGGAAUCAUGAGUGCGAUUAGCUUCAGCACCAAGGUGGAAAAAGAGGUGGAUGAUCAAGGAACUUGGGCAGUGAUUACGAUCCGAGGGAAAUGGUUGCCAUAUACACGGUUCUAGAUGUUCUUCAUGGUUGAAUUGGAACGGCCUCUGAGGCACUAGGCUCCGGUACACCACAUUGGAGAGCAAACAGAAGGUUUGUUUCAUGACUGAUGGUCUGCAUGAUACAGGUCUACGGUUUCUUGAAGAGGAGACUAGGACAAUCCACAUAUGCAAGGCACGACAAUCAUUAAUGAAAGGUUUCAACUGGUAGGCAGGCGGUACAUCAUUUCAAUGUAGACUUGUUGACGUAUCUGAAUGCCAAUGACUCAAUUGAAUGGAAAGAAGAGGAUCUAAGGAGUAAGGGAGCCAUGACGCAGAGAAGCGGAGCGCUUCUUCUUGAGUCUUUGUCUCAGAACUGACUUCGCCGUCUCCUCAUUGCCAGUUAUUACAGUUGCAGUAACUACUGGCUUCAGGCUUGAGCUUAACAGUCAUCAUGGUCUUUACACUGGUAGCUCUCUCUUCUUAAUCAAUGAUCAUGUGCUCCA